CGAUUCGACUCUUUUGGCGGCGGCUACAGCUGGAUUCUGUAAUCAUCUUACCUAAUACUCCAACUUUUUUUUGGUUUUGGGGCUUUAUAAGUAUAAUAAUUUACUAGAUAUUAGAAUUCGUAUAUAUUAGUUUCAAUGAAUAAUAUUAAUAGAUAUUGUUGGAUGGUAUAGAUAGUUUGAUCCAAACAGAUCCACCCAAAAGAUUGGAUCGAGAAUGGAUUGAGAGGAUAGCGGUCUUGCCGCCAUGCCUGGUUGUGUACUGCAACAAGUGCUAAAAAGAAGCGGAUCGGAAGCCGACACACAUGGAUCCUAUCCUGAUUGGUGACUUCAUUCCAGGAAACGUCAAGUCGUUUUAUAUUAACAGGCGUGCUAAUGAUGUCGAGCUUGCUGAAGCCGAUACUUUCUUUCGUCAGAUCGCAAGUACACAUCAAGAAUUGAACCAGGAUCUCCAGUACUUUCAUAUGAAAAAAGGUAGGAUCGACCGCCAGCUGAAGACUUUAGAAUCUGAAGUUGCCAUACUUAAGGCAAAAAGGAAAAGUACUAUUGACUUGCUGGAUGAGUCCGAACAGAAGGCCAAGGCAUUGGAAACUCGCCCCGAGGACUGGGAGAAGAUCGGGCUGCAACUGUUGUGGCCGAUGCCAAAACGACUCAAGACGAGUGUUCGUGAGAUCGCGGCGAAUGGCGCACUAGUUCGGAAUUAACAUGUGUUAUUUGAAAUAAAGAUUAUUUGAGUAUUUAAUAAGAUUCUGCCGCAUUGUAGCAGACGAAUUACACUAUUUGAGUAUUUAAAGUUUGCUAUUUUUAUUGCUGAAAAA
Camelina sativa (false flax) is the source of this 815-nucleotide messenger RNA. Lineage: Eukaryota; Viridiplantae; Streptophyta; Magnoliopsida; Brassicales; Brassicaceae. The record is from RefSeq and is a predicted model, not a curated record.